This is a messenger RNA of Diachasma alloeum, 1725 nucleotides long. It is a transcript of the gene Agxt, whose product is annotated as serine--pyruvate aminotransferase, mitochondrial. The record is from RefSeq and is a predicted model, not a curated record. The transcript is spliced from 6 exons. Gene Ontology annotation, molecular function: L-serine:pyruvate transaminase activity; L-alanine:glyoxylate transaminase activity. Bases 66 to 1277 code for a protein of 403 amino acids. NCBI's taxonomy places the organism in Eukaryota, Metazoa, Arthropoda, Insecta, Hymenoptera, Braconidae. Gene Ontology annotation, cellular component: peroxisome.
UCUGCCCUCUAGUUUAGUACCACCGAUUCCGUCGAAGAGUUACGUUCGCCUGGGGAUUGAUUACAAUGUCGUUCGACUAUUCAGAUUUAAUUAAUAAGUCCGGGGGAUUGAAAUCUCCACCUGCAGAGCUUCUCCAACCACUUGUUGUGCCUCAGGGGCGAAUGCUCUUCAGCCCCGGCCCCAGCAACUGCUCCCCGAGGGUGUUGGAGGCCCUCAGGAAUCCCGUCAUCGGACACCUCCACGCGGAAAUAUUAAAGAUGAUGGACGAGAUCAAAUUGGGUAUCAAGUACGCCUUUCAGACUGAUAGUAGAUUGACACUGGCGAUAAGCGCGGCGGGACACGCGGGCAUGGAGGCGUGUCUUGGAAAUUUACUUGAACCCGGAGAGACUGUUUUGAUUGUCAAAGGAGGAAUUUGGGGGGACAGAGCUGCGGAUAUGGCUACCCGAGUUGGUGCACAUGUGGAGCUAUUGACAACAGAGCUAGGAGUUGCAUUCACCCUAGAUGAGCUCGAGGUCGCCCUGAAGAGGUUCAGACCGACAGUCGUAUUUUGCACACACGCUGAGUCCUCCACGGGAUUGAAACAACCGUUGAUGGGGGUUGGAGACCUAGUGCGCAAGUAUGACGCACUGUUGAUUGUUGACACUGUCGCCUCACUCGGCGGGGAUCCUUUCUUCAUGGACGCGUGGAGCAUCGAUGCUGUGUACACAGGGAGUCAGAAAGUUCUCGGGGCACCGCCGGGAAUCACUCCGGUGUCAUUUGGACCCAGGGCAGAAAAAAAGAUAUUAUCCCGAAAAUUCAAGGUACCAGUCUACUACUGGGACAUGAAACUCCUGGGGAACUACUGGAGCUGUUUCGACGAGCCUCAGCGCAAUUACCACCACACGAUAAGUGCGACACUGGUGUAUGGAUUGCGCGAGGGGCUGGCCCAGUUGGCUGAGGAAGGGCUCGAGAACUCCUGGAGGAGACACCAGAAGGCAGCUGAGUUUCUGAGGAAGGGUCUCACCAAAUUGGGGGUCAAGUUCUUUGUCGAUAAUCCUGACCAUCGAACGAAUACUGUCACGUCGUUCUGCCUGCCCGAGGGGGUGGACGGGAGGGUCGUCAUCAGAAGAUGUCUCGAGAGGUUUAAUGUCGAAAUUUCUGGCGGAUUGGGUCCAACUGCUGGAAGAUUGUGCAGAAUUGGAACAAUGGGGGUCAAUGCGAACCCCGAGAGGAUCGCCGUGGCGCUCAGGGCCCUAGAAGAGGCUGUAAACUUCGCAAAAUCUCAAAGCAAACUCUGAGAAACUAAAAAAACACCUCAGAAUUACGUCAAAAAUACUCAACUCAUUGUGACUCUAGUUUAGGGUAAUUAAUUUUUUUGUUUAAAAAACAAUACGAAGAUUAUAAUUUUUAAAAUUUUUUAUUCAAUGAAAAAUACUGAAAUCGGCGUACACUUUCCUCAUAAUAAAUCCAUAAUAAUUUUUCCACUCCCUUUUACGUAUAUCUGCCACCUUUCGUCGUCUCAACAUUCAGAAAAAUAGAUAGAGUAAACGAAACAAAAAAUGAGUGAAGGACAAAAAUAAUAAUAUUACGUAAAAAUCUAUUUUACCAUCAGAUUAAUUGUGACAAUGGUACAGUAGCCCUUAACUACAUUAUUACAAUUUCUUUUACAAUUUCUUAUGCUUGUAAUCAUGUCAGCGAGUAUGUAAGUAAAUUUUUCAGAUGUCAAUAAAAAAAUUUUUUAUACAA